CGAGGCUCCUCCCAUUUGUACUUAUUAUAAGGGUUUGAAGACAACAGAGUGUCUUUGCAGAACUGAAAAAUGGCUGUUGUUGAGUCUCUGCUGUAUAUUCCAGGUGUCGCAGGUACAUUACUGGGAGCUUUGCUGGUGUUAUUGCUCUUAUCUCACCUUUCCUCAGACUACAAAUCUCAGAAAGAAGGGAAAGAGCCACCGGGACCCAAACACUUGCCACUAUUGGGAAACUUGCUGACGCUUGACCUAACGAGACCUUUUGACAGCUUUUGUGAGCUCUCCAAGACCCACGGGAACAUAUUCCAAGUGUUUUUGGGUCCUAAAAAAGUUGUGGUAUUAGUUGGAUACAAAACCGUCAAAGAGGCUCUUGUCAACUAUGCAGAUGAGUUUGGGGAGCGAGAUAUUACACCUGGUUUCAGGAUACUUAAUGAUGGUCACGGGAUCCUCUUUUCCAAUGGAGAGAACUGGAAAGAAAUGCGACGCUUCGCUCUCAGCAACCUUCGGGACUUUGGGAUGGGCAAGAGAGGAAGUGAAGAGAAAAUUAUAGAGGAAAUUCAAUAUCUGAAAGGAGAAUUUGAUAAGUUGGAAGGGAAACCCUUUGACACGACACAGCCUGUGAACUACGCUGUGUCAAACAUCAUCUCGUCUAUCGUGUACGGCAGCAGAUUUGAAUACACUGACCCUCGAUUCACUGAAACAGUCGACAGAGCAAAUGAAAAUGUUCGGGUUAGUGGAUCGGCAUCUAUGAUGCUAUAUAAUAUAUUUCCAUGGUUGGGUCCAUUCCUAAACAGCAAAAGGAUUAUUAUGAGGAAUUUGAAGAAAAAUAGAGCAGAAAUUGUGAAAUUAAUCACUGGACUGCAGGAGACUCUAAAUCCACAUGACCAAAGAGGGUUUGUCGACUCUUUUCUCAUCCACAAACAGAGUGAUGAGAAAUCCGGCAAGAAGGACUCGUACUUUCACCAUGAGAAUCUUCUCAUGUCGGUGGGAAAUCUGUUUGUUGCUGGUACUGACACCACAGGAACGACUCUGCGCUGGGGUUUGAUGCUUAUGGCCAAAUACCCUCAUAUACAGGAUCGAGUUCAGGAGGAGAUUGACAAAGUGAUCGGUGGACGUCAGCCAGUGGUGGAAGACAGAAAGAAAUUGCCAUAUACAGAUGCUGUGAUUCAUGAAACCCAGAGACUGGCAAACAUAGUACCCUUGAAUCUCCCUCAUAUGACCAGCUGUGACGUUACCUUCAAUGGAUACUUCAUCAAGAAGGGCACCACUGUAGUUCCUCUGCUGACGUCUGUUUUGAAGGAUCCAAGCGAAUGGGAAAAACCAAACAGCUUUUACCCAGAACACUUCCUUGAUGAGAAGGGCCAGUUUGUGAAGAGAGAUGCUUUCAUGCCCUUUUCUGCAGGAACAUUAAUCUGCUGCUUGCUUCUGCUCUUAGCUGUUUAUCUCCUGUUCUUCCGGUCUCAGAGAGACGAAAAUGAACCUCCAGGGCCAAAACCAUUGCCACUUUUGGGAAAUCUGCCAAUGUUAGACGUCAACAAACCCUAUUUGAGCCUGUGUGAGAUGGCAAAGCAGUUCGGCCCGGUUUUCACAGUCUACUUUGGUCCAAAGAAAGUGGUUGUGUUAGCCGGCUACAAAACCGUGAGGGAAGCUCUUGUUAAUCAUGCAGAUGAAUUUGGAGACAGAGAAAUCUCGCCACUGUUCCAUGAUUUAUCUAAAGGGCAUGGUAUUAUAUUUGCCAAUGGAGAAAGUUGGAGAGAGAUGAGACGGUUUGCUCUCACCAACUUACGAGACUUCGGGAUGGGAAAGAAAAAAAUUGAGGAGAAAAUCAUAGAGGAAACAUGCCAUUUACUAGAGGAAUUUGAGAAGUUUGAAGGAAAGCCUUUUGAAACCACACGGCUGAUGAACUACGCUGCCUCAAGUGUCAUCUGUUCCAUUGUGUAUGGACGCAGGUUCGAGUAUACAGACCCUCAGCUACGGAGUAUGGUGGAUCGAGCCAAUGAGAGCGUCAGGCUGAGCGGGACAGCAUCUGUGCAGCUCUACAACAUGUUUCCGUUCUUAGGUCCAUGGCUCAAGAAUUUGAAACUAAUCAUGAAUAACCUAGCACUCGAUAUCAAAGAGAUAUCAGAGGUGGUGAGCAGUUUACAUCAAACACUGAACUCACAGGAUCUCAGAGGCUUUGUGGAUUCAUUCCUCGUCCGCAUGCAGAAUGCAGAGGAAUCUGGAGAGAAGAACUCACUUUUCCAUAAGCAGAACCUCAUUUUAACAGUUGCCAACCUGUUCGUCGCUGGUACAGACACUACUAGUACAACACUGCGCUGGGGCUUGCUGCUUAUGGCCAAAUAUCCACACAUACAAGAUCGGGUUCAGGAGGAGAUUGACCGGGUGAUCGGUGGACGGCAGCCGGUAUCAGAGGACAGGAAGAACUUACCGUAUACAGACGCUGUGAUCCAUGAAACCCAGAGAUUUGCAAACAUAGCACCCAUAAGUAUCCCACAUAUGACCAGCUGUGAUGUUCACUUCAAUGGAUACUUCAUCAAGAAGGGCACAUGUGUAUUUCCUCUUCUAAUGUCUGUGCUGUGGGAUGAGGAUGAAUGGGAAACCCCCCAGAACUUUAACCCCCAACACUUCCUGGACAAUCAGGGGCGAUUUGUGAAGAGAGACGCCUUCAUGCCCUUCUCUGCAGGCCGCAGGAUGUGUCUUGGAGAGAGUUUGGCCAGGAUGGAGCUCUUCCUGUUCUUCACCUCCCUCCUUCAGCGUUUCCGCUUCACUCCUCCUCCAGGAGUGUCUGAAGAUGAGCUGGAUCUCACUCCAGCGGUGGGCUUCACCUUGAACCCGACCCAACAUAAACUGUGUGCAGUCAAACGCUUGUGAAUUAUUUUAUAGUAAAGUUGAUGCAUUUUGUGUACAAUACAGCCUGCAUUACAUUUGUGUGUUCAUGCAUUAUAUGCAAGGUGAAAGCUCAGAAAUCAUGAUUGUUAAGCAUUCACCAAAAACACAAUGAAAAUUGUGUCAUUAAUCACUUCCAAACCAUCCAAGCAACCAUGUGCUGCAUCCAAGCUUCAUUCAUCUUCAGAACACAAGUUAACAUUUUUUAUUAUGUUAUUUAACAUAUGUACUUUUUGUACACAAAUAAAACAAAAGUAACGACUUUA
This is a messenger RNA of Carassius gibelio (silver crucian carp), 3149 nucleotides long. Its product is annotated as cytochrome P450 2K1-like. Bases 70 to 2868 code for a protein of 932 amino acids. Gene Ontology annotation, cellular component: cytoplasm; intracellular membrane-bounded organelle. The record is from RefSeq and is a predicted model, not a curated record. Gene Ontology annotation, biological process: xenobiotic metabolic process. Gene Ontology annotation, molecular function: iron ion binding; oxidoreductase activity, acting on paired donors, with incorporation or reduction of molecular oxygen, reduced flavin or flavoprotein as one donor, and incorporation of one atom of oxygen; heme binding. Lineage: Eukaryota; Metazoa; Chordata; Actinopteri; Cypriniformes; Cyprinidae. The transcript has 17 exons.